AUGGCCGCUCCAACCGUCGCCGCAGCAGAGAUGCUCCCUCGCUUCCUUCUCCCGCGCCUCAGCUGGGGUCCUCCGUCGCAAGUUGUACGCCCCUUGGUCUCGAGUCACCAGCGACGCUCCUUUGCCUCCUUCCAGACUGGUUCUGCUGUCCCUCGAUGCUGCGCUCGCCGUGCCGAGAGCCCGAUCCUUAAGAGAGCGUUCCAUGCAACAGCCGUACGACAGCGGGAUCAUCACUUUGACACACUCAAGUUUGUCAAGCGGUUACAGAGCGAGGGGUUCACCGAGGAGCAGUCAGUGGCCAUGAUGAAGGUCUUGAAUGACGUUAUAGAGGAGAGCAUCCAGAAUCUCACCCGUACAAUGGUCCUCCGCGAAGACGCCGCCAAAGCAACCUACACCCAGAAAGUCGACUUUGCCAAGCUGCGCUCCGAGCUCCUCUCGGCCGACAGCACCGAGUCCAACACGACGCGCACAGCGCACGAGCGCCUGACAAACGACAUCGCCAAGCUCAGCAGCCGCCUGCGCGACGAGAUCAGCCGCACCCAGGCCAGCGUGCGCCUUGACCUUAACCUGGAGAAGGGCCGCAUCCGCGAGGAGGCCGUCGGGCAGGAGCUCAAGAUCAAGGAGACCGAGACAAAGAUUGAGCAGGAGGUUGCGGCGCUGAGGGAAAAGUUGGAGCAGGUCAAGUUCCAGACGCUGCAGUGGUUGAUGGGCGUGUGCACCGGUUUCGCGGCGCUGUUGCUGGGUGCUUGGAGAUUGCUCAUGUAA
Fusarium keratoplasticum is the source of this 765-nucleotide messenger RNA. RefSeq lists its product as uncharacterized. NCBI's taxonomy places the organism in Eukaryota, Fungi, Ascomycota, Sordariomycetes, Hypocreales, Nectriaceae. The record is from RefSeq and is a predicted model, not a curated record. The transcript has 2 exons. Gene Ontology annotation, cellular component: mitochondrion. Bases 1 to 765 code for a protein of 254 amino acids.